CUUCGCCUUCUUCCUACACCUUCAACGUUCUUCCGUCUGCUCAAUUCUCACACAACAACUACUAUCAUGGCUCUAAGCGCCAGUCUUUUUCGGUUGCUGAACGUUAUUGUUGCCAUCCUGCUUGUGCUGGGUGGUAUCGUUCUCUUUGUCGACAUCGGCUCAUGGAACUCUGGUAUCCUUGGUGUCUUCAUCGUGAUAUUUGGACUGUUGACAUUUUUACUCGAGUUCUCCAUCCCAGAGUCGAUCGUAUACAACAUGGGGUUUAUGUUCUCACUGCUCGGACGCGGUAUCUUCUAUGUUUGCAUGGGUGUCCUGUGCCUAUCCUGGAGGUGGUUCAACAUCUUGGUUGGAUGUUUCGUCAUGCUGACAGGUCUGUUAUAUAUCGCCAUGCACUUCAGCGGCGCUACGCCCUCGCCUUCAAUGUCAGCUGACCCUAAUGCUGAAGCAGCCAACAUGAACACCGGCUAUGGCAGCGCCUCGCAGUACAACGAUCCUGGACCUAGUAAUAUGCAUCCAAACAUGACACAGACCUACCAGAACCCGAAUGAUGACAGCUAUGAACACGCCCCUCGCUAAUUCUCUGGUCCCGCAGAUCCGAAACAGUGGAGCUGCACCACCACCACAUCAAUAAGUACCAUUAUCGUGUUCUUAAUAGAGUCGAACAAAGUAUAGCGUGC
Messenger RNA from Gamsiella multidivaricata, 677 nucleotides. Its product is annotated as COPI associated protein-domain-containing protein. The transcript is spliced from 5 exons. The record is from RefSeq and is a predicted model, not a curated record. Lineage: Eukaryota; Fungi; Mortierellomycota; Mortierellomycetes; Mortierellales; Mortierellaceae. Gene Ontology annotation, cellular component: Golgi membrane. Bases 67 to 576 code for a protein of 169 amino acids. Gene Ontology annotation, biological process: vesicle-mediated transport.